Messenger RNA from Necator americanus (New World hookworm), 3312 nucleotides. RefSeq lists its product as uncharacterized. The transcript has 26 exons. The record is from RefSeq and is a predicted model, not a curated record. NCBI's taxonomy places the organism in Eukaryota, Metazoa, Nematoda, Chromadorea, Rhabditida, Ancylostomatidae. Gene Ontology annotation, cellular component: Golgi membrane. Gene Ontology annotation, molecular function: carbohydrate binding; alpha-mannosidase activity. Gene Ontology annotation, biological process: protein deglycosylation; mannose metabolic process; N-glycan processing. The coding region runs from base 1 to 3312 and encodes 1103 amino acids.
AUGCUCGUUCGGUCCGCACUGGUACGUCGAAGAAGGUGGAGCUGGUUGGUUUUGCUGGCGAUCCUUGUCAGCACAGCAUUUAUCUUCUACACCAUUGAUAUGCAGAGCAGAACUGCGGUUCAAAGAAGCAAGAGAGUUCCAUUAACUGAAUUCGAAUAUUCGGAGGACGUGAGGGGAGAAAUGGACCUCUCAUCAGAUUUGUCCUAUGGAGUAUGCAGUUCUAGUCCACAGAAUAACAUGACAUCUGAAAUUGACACAUUCGAGGUGUAUCGGGACCACAUUGCGCACGGCGUAUCGCCACCGGAUUCAGAAAUACAACGACUUCCCAGCCGUGACAAACUAAAAGUGUUCGUGCUGCCGUUUACGCAUGUGGAUCCAGGUUGGCUGCAGACAUUCGAAUCAUAUUCUAAGGAUACAGAUUCCAUAUUGAGUAAUAUGCAUCGCUUCAUGACCUCAAACAGAAAUAUGACUUUUAUGUGGGCAGAGUUAAUAUUUUUCGAAAAAUGGUGGUCCAAACAGAACAUCUCCGUCAAGGAUGAUGUACGCGGAUUAGUGAAGUCUGGUCGAUUGGAACUGGCGUCUGGAUCGUGGGUGAUGACCGACGAAGCCAAUGUGUAUUAUCCCGUUACUGUCGACAACAUCGUGGAGGGCCACCAAUUUUUGUAUGAGGAAUUUGAUGAUGUCAAACACACAGUAGUAUGGUCAAAUGAUCCGUUCGGAUACAGCAAUUCAGUUCCAUACAUAUUCACUCAAGCAGGAAUCAAACGCGCUGUCAUUAACCGAGUCCACCAUGACGUAAAGCGAUAUCUACAGAAGAGGAAAGCAAUACCGUUCGAAUGGCGACAGUACUUUGAUCCCAAUGGGAGUUCGGGCAUGCUCACGCAUGUUCUACCGUAUACACAUUACGAUAUAUUGAACUCAUGCGGACCAAAUCCUGGUAUAUGUUGCGAAUUCGAUUUUAAAAGAAUCACUCACUUUAGUUGUCCCGGCACGAAACCUGUUCCAAUCACUUCGGCAAAUGUUGCAACCAAACCAAGGUUAUUGUCGACUACUACUAACAGCGAUUGUAAAAUUGGAACCGAGAUGGGACCGUCGCAAACUGCAGCGGUAGAUGGUGACAGCAAGGGUUUCGCCACGCUCCCUGCUGCUACACUCCACCAGAGCGGCUCGAGAGAAGCCACGUACGCAACUGCAGCCCGUGCUCUAGUUUCGCAACUACAUGAAAUGGCUCAAAUGUACGAAUCCAAUGUGCUGCUAAUGGUGCAUGGCGAUGAUUUCCGUUACAACAUGAUUGAGGAAUGGCAUCAACAACACGACAACUUCCUGCCACUGUUCGAGGAAAUUAACAGGAACGAACUUGCCGAAAUCAGAUUUGGUACAUUCUCGGAUUACUUUGAUGCGUUAGAGAAAUGGUAUGCUGACAAUGGGAAGAAGCCUGUCACUCUAUCGGGCGACUUUUUUCCUUACAAAUGUGCGAUGGGCGACAUCUGGACCGGAUACUUUAGUACGAGACCUUUCAUAAAGAAAAGAGAAAGAUCUGUGCACAACAUUAUCCGUGCUGCCGAUAUAAUUGCUGCUCAAGCAGAAAGCAAAAUGAAUGUCAGUUUGCGGAAAGAAGUGAAAAACAAGUUGCGAAGUGCCCGUCGAAUCCUGAACCUUAUCCAACAUCACGAUGCCAUAACAGGCACAAGCAGAAAACAUGUGAUGGCGGACUAUUCGGCACUGCUUCACAACGCCAGCAAUUUCGCCCGGGCUGCUUUUGAAGCAGCAGCCGGAUUUCUUGCAGGAAGUAAAGUUUACACGUUGGAAUAUUCCGGAAACCACACAGAAACGGAGACAAUAGCACUCAUAAAAACCAGUGAAGUUGGCACAGUAACAAUCAACGUCUUCAAUUCGCUUCCCUACAACGUGGAAGAUGUGGUAACGCUCCGAGUCGACUCAGUGCAUGUCGCUCUCAAGAACGAUGAGGGCGAUGUGGCAGCACAAAUUGAACCGUUUAUUCAUCAUGGUGAAAUUUCCAAGGAUGAGUUCCUCCUUUGCUUUCGAUGCCACCUGAGGGCACUUUCAACGUCGUCGUUCACCCUCAGGACUAACGUUGAGCACAAGUCUACAAGUGUUGUUAAUGUCUUCACGCACAAGGAUUUCUAUGAACACUUCACCAAAGUUUUGCCCAAGGUCUUCCAACUGAAAGUGAUAACAUCCAAAGACUUCAUGCUGAAGAAUAAGCAAUUAAAAACAUCGCAUGAUGAAAGAACUGGAUUGUUGACCCACGUCAGUACGACAGCUACAGGGAGAACCCAGGUCAGGACAGAGUUCCACAAAUAUGAGUCAGCGUUUGGUGGAGCAUAUCUGAUGAGGGUGCAACAACCUUCAAAGCCUCAUGCUACUGGCAAUACGCCGCGCUUCAUUACGAAAGGACUUAUUCAACAAAAUGCACACUUAUUCCUUCAAAAUAUCUACGAAAAAAUAACAAUAAAAAAUGUCGAAGGUUCUUUUGGACAGCAGGUGCAUUUAUUUCUAAGAGUGGAUAUUAGGGGAACUACGAAUACUGAGAUGCUGAUAAGAUUCGUCACGGACCUGCAGAACCCAAUGUUCUACGCAGACAGCGCAGGAAUGCAGCUCAUGCGUCGACAACGCUACGAUAAACUCAGCGCUCCUGCAAACUUCUAUCCCAUGCCUAGUGCAGCAGUUCUCGAUGAUCAGUCCAAAAGAAUCACGAUUGCUAGCAAUUUGGCACACGGGGUUUCACCAAACACUCAACAAGGAGCAGACGUUAUUCUAGAUCGCAUGCUGAAUCAGGACGAUGGAAAAGGACUGGGAACGGGCCCUGAUUCGCUACCUACCGAUAUUUUACCCGUUGAAAUGCGAUUUUCUCUUCUUAUUGAAAAAGUAAAGACACCUGAGAGGGAUGAGUACUCCACCUAUCAUACUCUUGAUGGACACCUCGCCGUGCAGGGUAUACUAUAUCCUCCUGUCGUGACUAUGAGUUCAAGCCGAAUACCGUCACUUCGACUGCGGAGCGCUCUUCCGUGCAAUCUACAUCUGCUUACAAUUCGCGCUGUUGGAAAUGGAAAACAACUUCUCAGCAUCUACAACAGUGGUGUUGUUUGUCGCACAGACUCUGCUGCUUUUUGCUCAGGUGAUUUACAGAAAUGGCUCGUCUCCUAUUUACGCGCCUUGAAUGUUGCGAAAGUUCAGGAGACAAAUCUUGCGGGUGUCACUCCUCUAUCGAAAGAGAUUUCUGUUAAUGAUUAUAUUCCUACUGUAGAGCCGUACAAGUUUCUUUCAUUAUUGUUGAGUUUUUCCCACUAA